Molecule: messenger RNA, 1227 nt
Organism: Lindgomyces ingoldianus
Lineage: Eukaryota; Fungi; Ascomycota; Dothideomycetes; Pleosporales; Lindgomycetaceae
Product: 3-ketoacyl-CoA thiolase A
Exons: 3
Coding region: 1-1227 (408 amino acids)
Biological process (GO): phenylacetate catabolic process; fatty acid beta-oxidation
Cellular component (GO): peroxisome
Molecular function (GO): acetyl-CoA C-acyltransferase activity
Source: RefSeq, a predicted model, not a curated record
AUGGCAACUUUCAACAGAGUUGCACGGAACGUGCUGCAGAAGAGUCCCAAUGAUGUUGUCCUGUUGUCCACCGUGAGGACUCCAAUCAAUCGAAGCUUCAAAGGCGGUUACAAAGAUGCAUGGCCAGAAGAUAUCUUGAUGCCAGCAAUGAAGGCCGCCGUACAGCGCGCCAAAAUCGAGCCCGGAGAUGUGAACGACGCUAUGAUUGGAAAUGUGUUGGCCGAGCUUGGAUUUGCAAAGACUGGCCGAAUGGCACUCAAUCAUGCUGGAUUUCCUAAUUCAACGACGUUCCACACUGUCAAUCGUCAGUGCUCAAGCAGUCUACAAGCAAUUACUCACAUCUCGCAUUCUAUCAUGGUUGGGCAGAUCGACGUGGGCCUUGCUGGAGGUGUCGAGAGCAUGUCGAGAAAUUAUGGCUCACGAGGGGUUCCGACUGAUGUUUCCCCAACUCUACAAGCAUCACAAGUUAAGGAUGCUCGCGACUGUUUGAUGCCAAUGGGGAUCACUUCUGAGAAUGUGGCAGAAAGGUAUGGCAUCGACCGAAAAUCGCAAGACGAGUACGCGGUCCGGAGCCACGGCCGUGCAAGCAAAGCUCAAAAGGAGGGACGGUUUGACUGGGAACUUGUGUCUGUGACUGUUCCGCGGGUGGACGAAGCAACAGGGCAGCUUGCCGGAUUUGAGGUUACUAAGGACGACGGCAUUAGGCAUGGGUUGACAUACGAGAAGGUUUCCACCUUAAAACCUGUCUUUGGUGAGAAUGGAAAGAGCACAGCUGGUAACUCAUCUCAAAUCUCCGAUGGGGCUUCAGCUACGAUCUUGGCUAGGAGAUCAUGGGCAGAGGAGCGCGGCCUUAAGCCCCUAGGACGCUUCGUCGGGACCCAAGUGAGAGGCUGCGCACCGGAUGAGAUGGGUAUAGGACCCAUCCUCGCCUUUCCAGCGUUGUAUAAGUACACAGGAGUGGACCAGAAAGACGUCGAUAUCAUUGAGCUUAACGAAGCCUUUGCCAGCCAGACGCUACAAUGUAUUCGGGCACUCGGACUCGACGAGGAGAAGGUCAACCCGAAUGGAGGUGCUAUCGCCCUCGGACAUCCUACCGGAGCUACUGGUGCUCGUCAAACUGCAACGCUAUUUGGCGAGUUGCGCAGGCAGGACAAGGAGAUUGGAAUUGUGAGCAUGUGCGCGAGUACUGGGCAUGGAGUCGCGUCAAUGUUCAUUCGUGAGUCAUAA